CCUGAGCCGCCGUACCUCUCGCCGCCGCCCCCAACGUCCGCGUCGCCGUUCUGCGCCGCCGCCAUGGCCGGCGCGGAGGACGGCGAGGAGCUCUGCGUCUCAUCCUCACACUCCGGCGGUGCAAGCUCCAAGUCAGGGGCCGACAAGAUGUUCUCCCUCAAGAAGUGGAACGCGGUGGCCAUGUGGAGCUGGGACGUCGAGUGCGACACCUGCGCCAUCUGCCGGGUCCAGGUGAUGGAUGCCUGCCUCAGAUGUCAAGCUGAAAACAAACAGGAGGACUGUGUCGUGGUCUGGGGAGAGUGUAACCACUCCUUUCACAACUGCUGCAUGUCUCUGUGGGUGAAGCAGAACAAUCGCUGCCCUCUCUGCCAGCAGGACUGGGUGGUCCAAAGAAUCGGCAAAUGAGAGGUGAGAGGAGGCUUUCCUGGUGUGUGGCAACCCUGGAUGAUCUUGCUGUCAAGUUACCGGACAAAAGCUAGACCACUCCAGCGGAUUACGUCUUCAGAUAGAAAGGAUGAUGAAGUCUUCUGAGACUCGUCCCGGGCAUGGUUUACCCUUUUGUCGCUUUUAAUUUUGAGAAUUUUCUACAAUUAAGAUAAUUUAUUAAAAAUGGCCUUUCCUACCUCCA
Messenger RNA from Peromyscus leucopus (white-footed mouse), 628 nucleotides. It is a transcript of the gene Rnf7, whose product is annotated as ring finger protein 7. Gene Ontology annotation, biological process: protein ubiquitination; anaphase-promoting complex-dependent catabolic process. The transcript is spliced from 3 exons. Lineage: Eukaryota; Metazoa; Chordata; Mammalia; Rodentia; Cricetidae. Bases 64 to 405 code for a protein of 113 amino acids. Gene Ontology annotation, molecular function: zinc ion binding; cullin family protein binding; ubiquitin protein ligase activity. The record is from RefSeq and is a predicted model, not a curated record. Gene Ontology annotation, cellular component: anaphase-promoting complex; Cul5-RING ubiquitin ligase complex; nucleus.